AUGCCGCAUGCUGGCCCCCAAAGACUCUUGGUUCCUGGUGCCCGUAUACAUGGCCCAACAGUAAAUAGAUUUCCGUGUAUACAGACGGGUCUCGUUACUGACGCUGUGUUUCUCGUACUCAGCCGCUCGCAACGUUGCUCAGGGCACAGGGCUCGACUACAAUGCUCCUAG
Molecule: messenger RNA, 171 nt
Organism: Bipolaris victoriae FI3
Lineage: Eukaryota; Fungi; Ascomycota; Dothideomycetes; Pleosporales; Pleosporaceae
Exons: 1
Coding region: 1-171 (56 amino acids)
Source: RefSeq, a predicted model, not a curated record